AUAUUUAAAGCAACCCCACUAUUAUUAUUUAUGUAUGUGUGAAAUGUGUUUAUCAAUCAGUAGCAUCCUACUAAUAAAUCUCAAAUAAAUGUUUUUCAAACGUUUCACAACGUCAAAUAAAAAGAUAUUUUGAUCCGGACGCAACGAAACGUCGAAAUAUUUUUGUACCCUUGUACUGAUCAAAACCCAGUGAAACGACAUUGCAACAUAUUGAAGGAAACGUAUUCGAUCCUAUGUACACCCUAAAAAAUGUUUCGCACCUUUUAGUGAAGAUCAUCCGAAUUUUUUGCAGAAUUUAAAGAAAGAAAAUAAUGCAAUCAAUUAGACAAACUUAUAGACAUACAACCCGAUUUUUGAUUUGGGAAAUGUUAAAAAAUCGUAUAUCUUUCUGUGAUUGACUUUGGAACCACCAACCAAAUUAACUUUGUGAAUGACAAGGAUAUAUAAGCAUUUUUUUUGAUUAUCUUGCUUUUAUUCUUGUUAUUUCAAUUACAUAAUUCUCCAAAGCAUGUCUAUAUCCAUCCUAUGAAUGAAAGGAAAAAAACGAAUCUUUCAAAAAAUAAAAAAUAUCCCAUUUAUAUGCCAAUUUCGUUAAAAUGAAUAGUGCUCAAUGCAAAGGCCAAUCUUGUGAUGCACUCUUGCACAAAAAAAAUUCGACUUUUAAACUACCGACAGUUAAAACUGAAGAAAACUUCUGCGUUGAAAAUUUAUUACCCCACCAUCAGGAAUAUGAGACAACAAAAUUAAAACAGAAAGAAUUGAUUUGUAACUUUAUCAGCAGUAAACCUCUUGACGAUUCUUCGCAAAAUGAUGAUUACGUGACCACAGAAGAAGUUCUGAAUCAGUCUAAGUUUGUGAAAACAUAUAUACAAAAUCCGGACGCUUAUUUUACUUAUGAUCCUUCUGUAUUAGCUCGGCUUAGGCUUGAAGAUUUGAAGAAAAUUCCUGAUAGGUAUCUUAAAUGGAAACCGAUUUGCAAGAAAUCUUUUGAACAGCAUCAUCAGAUAGACCCCUUUUUCUAUAAAAAUAUUUAUACAUUCAAAAAUGCAACAACAUUUUUACCUUCAAAUUACCAAGCCAAUUUUAAAAUAAGUAACGGUACAAAACCUAACUCCUCCAACAUUGCAUAUUUAAAUCCUGCUGAAGUAAUACAAAAUGCUCGUAAGUUUGACGAAAGAGUUAAACAACUUCAGAUUAAAUCUGACGAUGACUUUGAUGAUAUUAAUGGCUCAUUAAACGACUCUUGCGACGAUCUGGACAUUUGUCGCGAGUUUUAUUUACAGAUUCAGCCAAAAAAUAUAAAAAUGCAUUCGAAUUCUGCACCAUUAUCAACGCCCAUUCCAACUUUAUCCAAGAAUAUGAGUUCCUUCAAAUGUCAAUCCUUCCUCGAAGGCAAAAGCGGGUCACUGAGCCCCAAAGGAGACUUAAUACCCUGUUCUGUUAAAAGCGAUACGAAUAAAAGAAAAUAUGAAAAACCCAAUUGGCCGGUUUUGAUGCAACCUCUAGUGGCUGAGGUGGAUUUACAUGUUCCUAAAAACAUUCAACUUAUUGCCUCUUCUUUUGUCGCAUCUACUCUAAUGCGGGAUAAUCACCAAUGGCAGCAACUAAGGGCUAUUAAAGAGGUCACUGACCGACAACUUUAUGAAAGGCUAUUAGCUCAAAGGUACUAGCUCCAGUGGGUGGUCUAUAUAUAUAUAUAAGAUAUUAAUUGUGAAUAUAUGUGCAUAUUACAUCUCCCUCCUUUUGAAAAAUAACGUAGUUUAAUGGAGUUAUUUUCUAACAUAGAUUGUACAAAAUUUAAUAAAUGAUAUUAACAAUAAGAUAAAAAUAAAAAAAAAUUUUUUGUGUAGUUUUGUUGGGGUUAUAUUAGGUAUGCUUAUUUUUCUUUUUUUUUUAUUUGGUCAUUUUGUUUUUUUUUGUA
Molecule: messenger RNA, 1921 nt
Organism: Drosophila ananassae
Lineage: Eukaryota; Metazoa; Arthropoda; Insecta; Diptera; Drosophilidae
Exons: 3
Coding region: 597-1670 (357 amino acids)
Source: RefSeq, a predicted model, not a curated record